GGGGAAAACGCGUUUUUCAGUAAUCACGCGACGCGGACGCGCGCGAUCGACUCUUGUGUGAUUAAAUAAUUCUUUAUAAUGAAUUUAACUGUUAUUCAACGCUUUUUCGUAGCGAACAUUUUAACCGUGUGUUAUAGCGUUUUAGUUUUAUUUAAGUUUUUAUUGAUUUUUCUGAGAAAUCCCUUAAGAAACCCUUGGCAACAAAAAUUGGUAUUAGUACCCCCAGCAAGACUUAGCGACCCAAAGUACGGUGUACAUAAAUAUGUGAAGGCAAAUAAUAUAAAGCUACAUUAUGUUGAAAGCGGAGAUCCUAACAAGCCGCUUAUGCUGUUUCUGCACGGAUUUCCCGAGUUUUGGUACUCGUGGCGUCAUCAAAUUGUGGAAUUUAAUAAAGAUUACUGGUGUAUUGCCUUCGACAUGCGUGGAUACGGAGACUCGGAGAGGCCGGAGGAAGUGUCUGCCUACAAAAUAGACCUACUAGUGGAAGACGUGCGAGAUCUCAUGCGGAAAUUAGGUCGCAGCAAAUGCAUCCUAGUGUCACACGACUGGGGCGGUAUGGUAGCUACCAAGUUCCGUGACACACAUCCUGACUCGUUGGACGCGCUCAUCGUACUGUCGAGUGCGAGCAGAGAAGCUGGGAGCCAUGAACUAUGGAAUAAUCCUGAACAGAAAAAGAAGUCAUGGUAUAUGCUUUUGUACCGUAUGCCAAAAAUACCAGAGCUGAUGUUCCAAAUGAACGAUCUGCAGAUUUUCGAUAUGCUGAUGAAACGACGAGAAAAUUAUGUUGAUGAUAAUGACAUUGAAUGUUAUAAAUAUUGGUUUAGAAAACAAGGUGCACUUACGCCGCCUAUAAACUACUAUAGAGCAAAUUUCCAAUUGACUUUCCCGGAUAAAUAUAAGGAUGAAAACGUUCCGAUGAUUGUUGCCAACGGUGAAAAAGAUCAGUACAUAUCCCCCAGUACGUUGGAACGUAUGAAGGCCGAAUAUAAACACAUUGAAACAGUGCUUGUGGAAGACGCCUAUCAUUUCUUGCAACAAGAAUCACCGGAGAAAGUCAACAAAAUCAUACGAGAUUUUCUUCUUAAAAAUAAACUGUAAAAUCAAGAAAAAUAUGUAAUAUUUUUAUUUACCAAAGUUAGUAU
Messenger RNA from Papilio machaon (common yellow swallowtail), 1142 nucleotides. Its product is annotated as epoxide hydrolase 3. The transcript is spliced from 6 exons. The record is from RefSeq and is a predicted model, not a curated record. NCBI's taxonomy places the organism in Eukaryota, Metazoa, Arthropoda, Insecta, Lepidoptera, Papilionidae. Gene Ontology annotation, molecular function: hydrolase activity. Bases 79 to 1098 code for a protein of 339 amino acids.